Molecule: messenger RNA, 1137 nt
Organism: Prorocentrum cordatum
Lineage: Eukaryota; Dinophyceae; Prorocentrales; Prorocentraceae
Source: the annotation of a GenBank genome assembly
AUGCAAGCUGCCAUGCUGCUGUGCUUGGCCGCCCUCGCGGCCACGGCCGGGGGGCGGGUGAUCAGCGGUGAGGUGGCGAGCGAGCGUGCGUCGGCGGAGACCCGGGGCAAGGACCUCGACCAGUCCUCGCAGAGCCCUGUGCAGCGCGUCGUCAAGCUGCUCAGGGACAUGAAGGCAGAGCUGGAGGGUGAGGCCAGCAAGGAGUCGGAGAUGUACGACAAAAUGGUGUGCUGGUGCGAGACGGGAGAGAAGGACAAGACGGCCGCCAUCGCCGCCGCGGAGGUGAAGAUCUCGGAUUUGGAGGCCUCCAUACAGUCGAUGUCCGCGAAGUUCGGGGAGGUGAGCACUAACAUCGCGGCGCUCAAGAACCAGAUCGCGAAGGACACGGAGAUGCUCAAGGAGGCCACCGCCAUCCGCGAGAGGGAGGCUUCCGAGUUCAGGGGAGAAGGACAUGGUCCAGGCGCUGACGAACCUGAACAACGCCAUCGCGGUGCUCUCGCGCCAUCAGGGCGGCGCCGCCAGCCUGCUGCAGGUCGACGGGCCCGACGCCGCGAGCAUCCGCGCGGUGCUCCGAGAGGUGUCCCUCACGUACGACCUGAUGCUCGGCGACCGCGCUGCGCGCAGGCGCCCCGACUCCCCCUCGGUCUCGCUGCUGUCGGUCGCGGGCGGGAGCCCGGGCGCGGCGCUGCGCGAGGCGCUCGGGCUCCGCGGCGACGAGGCGCUCCCGGCCAAGUUCCGCCUGGCGAGAAGCAGCUCGCCACCCGCGCCGGCGAGCUGGGCGCCGGCUCCGGCAGGGCCGGCCUGUUCCUGCAGGCCUCGGCAGGGAAGCUGCUGCCGACCGCCGGCUCCUACUCGCCGCAGUCGGACACCAUCUUCGGUAUACUGACGCAGAUGAAGGACGAGUUCGAAGCGAACCUCAGCCAGGAGCAGAAGGAGGAAGCGAAGGCCAUCGACGACUACGAGGCGCUCAGGGCGGCCAAGGAGGAGCAGAUCGCCGCGGGCAAGGAGAGCCUGGACGCCAUGGAGGGCGAACACGCGGCCAACAUCAAGGCCCUGUCCGAUGCUAAGGAGGACUUGCAGCUGACGACGGACCAGCGCUCUGAGGAUCGAAGGAGUACUUGCGCAACCUCCGGCUGA